Leucoraja erinaceus (little skate) is the source of this 5275-nucleotide messenger RNA. Its product is annotated as thyroid peroxidase-like. Lineage: Eukaryota; Metazoa; Chordata; Chondrichthyes; Rajiformes; Rajidae. The transcript has 13 exons. Gene Ontology annotation, biological process: response to oxidative stress. Gene Ontology annotation, molecular function: heme binding; peroxidase activity. Bases 648 to 2915 code for a protein of 755 amino acids. The record is from RefSeq and is a predicted model, not a curated record.
AGACGUACAGGUUUGUAAGUUAAUUGACAUCUGAGUGCAAGUGGAUGAGAUGGUGGGAUUACAUAGCUCUAGUAUGAACGAUGGGCUGUGUGACCCGUUUCCAUGUUGUAUCACUAAAACUAAAACAGAAAUAUAAAGAUCCCGAUGGAUCACCAUGGAGUUAAGGCAUUCGCAAGGUCCACUUCAAUGCCCAUUUCGCAAGCCACCAGCCACCUCCCGCACAAUUUUUGGUAGAGUCUACAGUUCCCACAUUGGCCACAAAACCAGAUAGGAAUGAAUAAUUCUUAGUGUCAAAGAACCACAUAAUAAAAUGUAGACUAACUUGGAAAAAUCACUGUUUUAAGAGGCAUUGCUGAGGAUUAAUCUAGUUUUAUUUUCAUGUAACAAUGCAUUUAAUCUGCCCGUGUAAGAUUUAUUUUACCAAAGUUACACUAUUUGCUGCAAAGCACAAAGACAGCAUCUGGGGAGGGAACGGACAGGCGGCAUUUUGGCUCAAGAUCCCACUUUAGAUUUAAGCUGUUUGCUGGUGUUUGUUUCCCAGUAGUAAAGCAGCAUUCCACAAAGGCUCUAUUCGUGCAAAUGAUGUGCUCAGCUUUUUCAAACUUCCUGUGGCUGAGACUCGGAACGCAGUAAGAGCAGCUGAGCUAAUGGAAACCACCAUUGAACUUAUUCGACAGAUGGUUUACACCCAGGAGAAAAUGUUCAGGAAUGCAACAGAUCUGCUCAGCGCACUGGAUCUUCAGACACUGGCCAGGGUGACAGGUUGUACCACUCAGCUACAGGUCAUCCCUUGCUCUAGUUCCUGUUUGUUGGAUAAAUAUCGAACCAUUUCUGGCAUCUGCAAUAACAGACAGCACACCCACUGGGGAGCUGCUAAUGUCCCAUACGUUCGAUGGCUGCCUCCAGACUAUGAUGAUGGGUUUUCAAUCCCCAAAGGAUGGAUGGAGUUGAAGAAAUAUAAUGGAUUCGCCCUACCACUGGCCAGAAUGGUGUCGACAGCAAUCCUACACACAGGCAACAGGAACAUUUCUCUGGACAGCAGUUAUGCCCACAUCCUGGUGGAAUGGGGUCAGUGGAUUGACCACGAUAUGGACCUGACACCACAGAGCGCCAGUACCUCUUCCUUUAUCGACACCAUUGAUUGUUCGUCAUCCUGCUAUAACAGAAGCCCGUGCUUCCCAAUACAGAUCCCAGAGGACGAUCCCCGUGCUUGCGAAAGUGAGAGGUGCAUGCCCUUCUUCCGCUCGGCCCCAGCAUGUGGGAGUGGCGAGUCUGGGAUCCUCACAGGGCAGCUCCGACCCCGGGAGCAGCUGAACAGCAUCACCUCCUUUGUGGAUGCCAGCAUGGUUUAUGGAAGUACAGAGAGCCUGGCAUGGAGACUGAGGAAUCAUACCAACGACCUGGGCUUCCUGGCUAUCAACCAGCAGUACUCAGACCACGGCCUGGCCUACUUACCCUUCAUGACCAAGAAGCUUCAAAAUCCCUGCACGCUGACCAGAGACCAGUCCCACAUUGGAAACAAGUCAGACAUUCCAUGUUUCUUGGCUGGAGAUUCCCGAGCAAAUGAACAUUUAGGGAUGCAAGCACUGCACACCAUCUUCUUACGAGAACAUAACAAAAUAGUAUCAGAACUACAUCAGCUAAACCCACACUGGAGUGGUGAGACCUUGUAUCAGGAAGCACGGAAAAUCAUGGGAGCCUUCCACCAGAUUAUAAAUUGGAAGGAUUAUGUGCCUAAAAUUCUUGGCCCGGAUGCAACAAAGCAGCAUUUACUCCCCUACAAGGGCUAUGAUGAUACAGUGGAUCCCCGGAUUUCCAACGUGUUUGCCACAGCAGCAUUUCGUUUUGCUCAUGUUACCAUCCAUCCAAUACUCUACCGGUUGGAUGAGAAUUACACGGAGAAUCCGACCUACCCCAGCAUCUCUCUGCACAAGUCAUUUUUCUCCCCAUGGAGAAUUAUAGAAGAAGGAGGCAUUGACCCCAUCAUCCGAGGUGUUGUAUUAAAGUCUGCCAAGCUGCAAACGCAAACACAGAUGAUGCCAGAAGAGCUGACGGAAAAGUUGUUUCAGCCGAAGGAAUCCUUAGCCUUGGAUCUGGCAGCACUUAACCUACAACGAGGAAGGGAUCAUGGGCUACCGAGUUACAAUGCCUGGAGGCGGUUCUGUGGACUGACGCAAGCCAAAAACAUCUCGGAAUUAAUACAAGUCUUUAACAGCACGUACUUGGCAAAAAAGAUCCUCGCAGUGUACAAGACGCCUGACAAUAUAGAUGUGUGGAUUGGUGCAAUUGCAGAACCACUGCUGCCCAGAGCUCGUGUUGGGGAGCUCUUGGCCUGUCUUCUUGGAAAACAGUUUCAAGUCCUGAGGGAUGGAGACAGGUUUUGGUGGGAAAAUGAAGGUGUGUUUACCAAGCAGCAGAGAGAAGAGCUGAGUAAAGUCACUCUGUCCAGAAUCUUAUGUGACAGCACCAGGAUUCGGAGAAUCCCCGUGGAUGUGUUUUCACGGAACCAAUAUCCCAAUGAUUUUGUACCUUGUAACAGCUCUGUAAUCCCCUCACUCAGCCUGGCUCCCUGGAAAGAGAAGACCACAGAAACGUCUUGUGGGGAAGUUCCCAAGGUGGAAAGGGCACAUUUCUUCUUUUGUAAAACAUCCAUCCAUUUUGAAUGUAACACUGGAUUUCAUCUCAUUGGAGCCUCAUCUAUAACCUGCAAUCCUUUUACUGGAGCAUGGAGUUCGGCAGCACCCACAUGUCAAGAAAACAUCUCAAAGAGUUCAAGCCUUCUCAUCACAAUGCUCGUAACUAUCUGUGGCUGUGUUUUCAUCGUCCUGCUGGCAGUUAUUGGUUUUCAGAGAUAUCGAAGGAGAGACAAAGGCAUGAAUAAGACCGUAAUCAAAUGUGGAUUGUGUAUUAAAUAAUUUAUCUUCUAAAAAUGAAGCCUUUCAAGAUGACAGGACUGACUGCAGAAACAGAAGCUAAUUUACCAUCUAUGUGACUCAUCAACUCCAUUUUCUGGGUUUCACUCUCUACAAAAGCCUUACCAUUACUGCCAAUUCAAUCAGUCCCCAUCAUUUUGAAGUAAUUGAGGCUCCAGGCUUGAAUUCCAUGCACCCAUUUUAUCCAUUGCUAAUUUCAUAAACCGACUUCCAAAUCCAAGUCAAAGAUCCAAAUCCUGUUCUUCCUCCACAUUUUCUUUCUUCAUCUUCCUUUUCCUCUCUAGGAUAUGACUUGAAUAUAAAACCGUUGUCAAGUUUCCCCAUCAUCAAUACCACACCACCUCUGAUCACCAAUUUAAUUGGACCAACUGGGUAAACACUGUGGCUACAAGAGUUGGUUAGAUAUUAGGAAUCCUGCAGUCACCUCUCAAUUUCUUAAAGACUUACACCAAUUCAAGGCUCAAGUCAGAAUUGUGAUGUAAUGUUUCUCAGAUUACAACUCAAUUUUAGAAUUUUAAGACUAUCCAGGACAAAAAUGUUCAAGUGCUUGGUAUCCUUUUGAUUUCAUCAGAAGUAUUCACUUCUUUCACUGCCAUUGUGCAGUAAAGUACACCUGCUACAAAAUAAACUUCAGCACCUUGCUGGAUUUCAUUGACCUUCCUAAAUCUACACAAUCACAUAACUGAGAUCCCCUGCCUGAUACCACUGUGGGAAUACAAACACGUCCAGUGCAAAGAUAUGAUUAAACACCACUCUCGAGAAUAAUUAUGGAUUGGAAAUAUUGACAUUUCCAGUGAUGCUGCAUCUUCUAAAUAAAAGGAAAAGAUAAUCAGCUAUGCUUGUCCAAUAACUUGAGUUGUUUAGAAAUGCAGAAUGUCUUUGUCUCCACUCCUAUAGAAUGUGCCAAACUCUCAGAAACUCCCUUUCUAUCAAGGUCGGUAUUUACUAACAUUUUAUGUCAGCAAAGUGUGUUGGGACUUCUUUUCUAAAAAAAAAAGUUUAUUUGUUGUAGCGUGCAUUGGUAGUAAAGCAUGCUUGGACUGCAAGAAGUGUCCUCUUUCCACAAAAUGUGUUUGGUUUCUAAGUUGAUUUCUUUUUCUGUAAAAAAAGCUAGAACAUUUCUGUUUGUAGCAUUUGUAGAAAAUACAAGACAUGAGAGAUAUCAGCAACAAAAUGGUUCUCAACUGUAGUUUUGCAUUCAUACUCAUUGAGUGAACAAAUAUUUCAGCCAUAUUCUCACUUUUUAAACUGACAAAUGAAAAUGACUUAAUUUCAAAUUAAUUCACAAUAGCAGACAAAGUAUACAUUGCUUUAAAAAAGUGGUUGAACCUACUGCUGUAAUUACAAAAAAUAAAUCACUCAUCUCAUUGAGUGCAACAUAAAAAUACUGGUCACCCUCAGCUCAUCUCAAAUACCUUGCCAUUUUGUAAUUAGUUAGGUUUGGGAUGCAAUUAUUGAAGCCCUUCGGUAUGUUUGACUACUACAUAGCUGCACUUUUUUUAAUUGGCUGAAACUGAAUUUGUUCAGGUUAAUGAAUACUGAAUUCUCAAAGUUCAGUAUUUUGCUUAUACUCGCGCUUUCAGCAAAGCUGGUAAAUCUCACUUGUACAGUGGCUUAAACAUGUUCUGCAAUGUGUUAAAAACUGAAUGAUGUAUUAUUAAAAUGCAAAGUGGAUCAUAUGGAAGGAAUGGAUAUGGGACAUUUUCUAUGACAGGCUAUGUAUGAAGGAGAGUCUUAAGAAGAGUCUUGACUUGAAACGUCGUCUAUCUAUUCCCUCCACAGAAGCUGCCUAACCCCUUGAGUUAUUUCAGCACUUUGUUUUGCUCAUGAUUUCAGCACCUGCAGUUCCUUGUCCCUCUAAUGCAUUAUCAACUACAAAUCAAAAAAACUAAUACAACAGAAGUGAACCAGUAGUUCAGAGAUUCUGUAAAGAAAAUAAGAAUUCAAUAUAAUGUUAGAAUAGGAACAAUAUUGGUACAUGGCAAUCCAAUAUAAUAAAAAAGAGAUUGAGAAGAUGGGCCCAUGUAAUUUAAAAACAUGGGAAUUAAUGUGGUUUCUUGUUGUUGCUUGGUCUAUUGGGUUUUACUAGAAUGAAGAUUGUAUGUUUUAGUGUUCAGCAAGAACAAGGAUUAAUAUUUUCUGAUAAUGGAUGUCUUGAUCAAUAGCGGUCUUGAUCAAUAGCGGGUUGAAACAGUGUGUGAAAACUUCAUGAAUAAUGCCACUCGGGCAGAAUAAAUUUAGCACCCAAAAUAAACUUUAACACUGUAAAACCUGUACACUCCUAUUCCAGACUUAGUAAACUUUUAUCUGUUCAACAAGAGGCCUGAAAUAAAGUUGCUCAA